Homarus americanus (American lobster) is the source of this 641-nucleotide messenger RNA. RefSeq names its product cuticle protein AM1199-like. Lineage: Eukaryota; Metazoa; Arthropoda; Malacostraca; Decapoda; Nephropidae. Gene Ontology annotation, molecular function: structural constituent of chitin-based larval cuticle. The coding region runs from base 98 to 547 and encodes 149 amino acids. Gene Ontology annotation, cellular component: chitin-based extracellular matrix. The transcript is spliced from 3 exons. The record is from RefSeq and is a predicted model, not a curated record.
UGCCCCAGCCACACUCACAGGAGGACAUUGCUACACUGCCGCUAUAAAAGACUGGGCAACACGGAGUUCAGCAUCAGUUUCAUCAAGCACACUCACCAUGAAGUUUGUGAUCCUCGCCGCCCUGGCCGCUGUGGCUGUCGCCGCACCCAAGCCUGACUACGCUCAUUCCGAAGAGAGUGCAGAGCAUGUGGCCAUCCUGAAGGACGUCCGUGUUCACGAGGACGACGGCAGGUACAGCGUCGACGUGGAGACUGGCGACGGUAUCGUCCUGUCCCAGGCUGGCUCUCCUGACGGUCCUGAUGGCGCCAUAGUGAAGUCUGGAAGCUAUUCCUACACUGCUCCUGACGGCACCCCAGUUUACGUGAAGUUCGUCGCCGACGAGAACGGCUACCAGCCCCAGUCUGACCUGCUGCCAGUGGCUCCCGAGUUCCCCCACCCAAUCCCUCAGUUCGUGCUGGACCAGAUCGCCUUCGCUGCUGCAGAAGACGCUGCCCGCGGCUCUGACGAGUCCGUUGAGGCUCCUUCCUUCACCUACGGCGCCCCUUAAGAACUCUGGCUUCUAAGAAUGACUUGUGUAGUGUUCAUAUGUAAUUAAUCUAUUUAUUCUGAAAUAAAUAAAUAAUAAAUAAUUCUUAAAUGUU